AUGAACCAGACCUUGGUGGGCGGAUUGGUGCUCAACGUGGUCGCAUUGUGGAUUCUGUGCUUCAAAUGUAAAAAGUGGACAGUGUCUACCAUCUAUAUGACUAACCUGAUCAUUUCAGACAUUUUGCUGCUUUUCUCCCUGCCUUUCAAAAUCUACGCCUACCAGGUUGGGACGUGGUCCCUGAGUCCGGGAUUCUGCAACUUCUUGGAAUCUCUGUACUAUGUGAACAUUUAUGCAAGCAUGCUGAUCAUCAUAUUGAUCAUUUUGGAUUGCUACAUUACCAUAAAACAUCCCUUUUUGGCCAGAACCUUCAGAUCCCCAAAGAAAACUUUGAUUGCCUGCGCCCUGGUGUGGAUUGUUGUCUGGUCUUGCUGUAUCUCCCUUUAUGAUAAAAGGAAAUCUGCAAACUGUUUCUUCAACCAUUCUCCCUUCGUUUGGAAAGUGCAUACUGUUGUAACUCUCCAAACCAUAUUCCUAGUCACUGCUCUCCUCGUGGUCUUCUGUUCCAUUCAGUUCAUCAGAACUCUAAAGAGAAGUGGCAGCCUGAAAUCUGAGAAAAUCUCCACUAGGAAAUCCACAACAAUUGUCCUUUCAAAUCUGUUAACAUUUCUUGUUUGUUUCACUGCUUACCACGCGGGGAUCCUAAUGUACUUUUUAGCUCGGAAAUGUUGGAUAGCAGAUGGUUACCUGGUCCCUCUGCGCAACUUUUGCAAAUAUGCCUGUGUUUAGCAAAUGUAAACUGUGUUCUGGAUGCCAUCUAUUACUAUUUU
Molecule: messenger RNA, 770 nt
Organism: Carcharodon carcharias (great white shark)
Lineage: Eukaryota; Metazoa; Chordata; Chondrichthyes; Lamniformes; Lamnidae
Product: lysophosphatidic acid receptor 6-like
Exons: 2
Coding region: 1-729 (242 amino acids)
Biological process (GO): positive regulation of Rho protein signal transduction; phospholipase C-activating G protein-coupled receptor signaling pathway
Cellular component (GO): membrane
Molecular function (GO): G protein-coupled receptor activity
Source: RefSeq, a predicted model, not a curated record